Lactuca saligna is the source of this 1331-nucleotide messenger RNA. The record is from the annotation of a GenBank genome assembly. NCBI's taxonomy places the organism in Eukaryota, Viridiplantae, Streptophyta, Magnoliopsida, Asterales, Asteraceae.
CUAUUAGAUCCAACGAAAAGUCCUUCUGUACUUGCAGCCGAGCUAGGAGCUAAGCAUACGUAACAAUCGCAUAUUGCAGUAAUGGAUACGUCGUCACCAUGGCUAUCGGAACUGGAAAUACAAGAUCAAGGAUUCGUCAAUCAACUUCAGAUGAUUAGACCUUAUUACGUGGUGGCAGACUUCAGUCUUGAUUCAUUUUCCUCAGAAAGCAACAGCAAGAACCCAUCUUUUCCAGAUCAAGGUUUUAAAUCUCCAUCGAUCAUCAAAGAAACAACCAAUAUCAAUACGCUGCAUAGUUAUAAAAGCAUCAAUGAUAUUAACAACAACUAUACUCCAACUGAUGAAAAACCAAAGCCAAAGCCCCUUCCAAAUACUCCCAACACUUUUACUAUAUCAUUCGGAGAUCAAAAACCUAAAGAUGAGUUCAUCCUUUUAAGCGAUUCAUUGGGUUGCACAACUGGAACAAAAAAGGGUACGACUGUGAUCAGGAAUCGAAUUCAGCUUCAAGACCAUAUGCUGGCUGAGAGGAAGAGAAGAGAAAAGUUGGCCCGAAGAUUUCUUUCUUUGUCUGCUCUACUUCCUGGCCUGAAGAAGAUGGAUAAAGCAGCUAUCUUAGAAGACGCAUCUAGUUAUAUACGAGAACUUCAAGGUCGCGUGAAGGAACUUGAGGGAUUACCAGACAUGAAGGUAAUAAAUAUGCAACCGACUGUCUCUGCAAAGAAAUCAAAACUUACUUGUAGCAAUGAUGAUGGUUCUUGGUCUUCUGAUGAAGAAAAUUUUGGAGAAAUACGUAGUCCUUACAAUCCAGAGAUCGAAGUGAGGAUGUCAGGAAGCAGUGUCAUAGUGCGAAUCUACUGCGUGAAGAACUAUGUGUCAUUAGUCAAAGUGUUUGACGAAAUGGAGAAGCUUGGUCUUUCAAUCACGAGUAGCAGCACAUUGCCAUUUGGAAGUACCACUAUUCUUAUCACCAUAAUUGCUAAGAAGGCGAAUGACUUCUUCAUGACAUCAACGGAUCUUGUUAACAACUUGCAACUAGCUAUAUGAACUUCAUGAACCAGAAGAUUGUCCACUGACGCAUGACUUUUCUUCUUCCUUUUUUUUUUUCAAUACUCAGAAAAAAAAACCCUACAUGAGUCUGAGUAAUAACUAGGGUGGACUUUUGUUAAUCUGCUUAAUGACAAAACUUGUUAAUUCACGAACUAGCCUACAUGUAAUUUAACCUGAACAUGCUUCAUCCUACUUGGUAAAAUUUUAUUAUUAUCCUCGUGUUUAGGUACCUCCGAGUGCUCCUGAAGAAGUGCCUCGGUACUAGUUGUUAAAUUCUGCCUGUC